Necator americanus (New World hookworm) is the source of this 1110-nucleotide messenger RNA. RefSeq lists its product as uncharacterized. Lineage: Eukaryota; Metazoa; Nematoda; Chromadorea; Rhabditida; Ancylostomatidae. Bases 1 to 1110 code for a protein of 369 amino acids. The transcript is spliced from 10 exons. The record is from RefSeq and is a predicted model, not a curated record.
AUGAUGCGCAUCGCCGCUCUCUCGGCACUUCUCGUAGGAGCCGUUCUAGCUCAGGACUGUAGCACAUCGGCCGGAAUCCGUGAUACAUUCGGUCAAUAUCUGCAAUGUAUGAAACAGGGCCUGGAUCAGAAUUAUGAGCUUUACGAGAAUGAAAUCCGAGAACACGGCAGAAAAGCAGCUCUGGCCUGUUUCUCGCCAUCGAUCGAAGAGGGUAAUAAGAACGAUCGUUGUGUGCUCAAUCAAAAUGAUCUGAAUCAGGUUGCAUGGGAUCGACAUGGACCUCUUAGGGAUUGUACUAUUUGUAGAACUUUCGCUUCUGGAGCUCUUAAAGCACUAAAAUCGACACCGGCUGAAGACCAGAAAUGUAUCCGAACAGAGAUUACUAAGGCAAUUGCUCGUGAGGCUAAUCACUGCCUUCAGCGAAAAAUCCCCAAUUUUGCCGGUGUGCCGGAAAUUCCUGAUAUCGAAGAGGGCUCGUUCACCUAUAGAGACUCAGUGAUUUCCUAUCUAUCCGACCAUAUCCUUAUUCAUUCUCGUCUCGCUUUCUGUGGUGAACGAAAACCAGCUCGAGCGGCGAACACCAACAAAUGUCUACAUAAUCCGUUCGUCGGAUAUCUUAGCGAACACUGCAAAGUCCUCGCCUCAUGUGACUCACGUGUCGCCGUCGGAUCGUGCGCGAAGACGAUUCCUCAGUCGAGAAUCGCCACCUGCCAAUGUAUUAACGAUGCUCGGGAUGAGCUCAAGAAGAGAAUCAACUCGAUUUCCGGAGUUUUCAAUGAUCUCCUUGGAGGACGUGGUGGAAUCGCUAUCGGUUCAUCUAACAAGGUUGAUAUUUGUGUAUCCAGCAUCAAGAAACAAAUGGUAACACCAGUAAACGAUUGGGUCACCGUUAUUGACUCAGCCCUAUCGACUUGUAUUAAGAAGAAACCAGCUGGACAAAAUCUUGGCAUGGAAGCGAUGUUGAAUGUUGGAUGUAGAAAGGUUUUCGCUGAUACUACUGGUACCGCUGCCACUCAACUUAAAACUGGAUUCGAUUUCGUGAACAAUCUCAUCGAUGCUAUGGUUGAACGUAGUGGACGUUUCUGUGGAACACAUUGCCUACAGCAAUAA